This is a messenger RNA of Talaromyces marneffei, 1239 nucleotides long. RefSeq lists its product as uncharacterized. The record is from RefSeq and is a predicted model, not a curated record. NCBI's taxonomy places the organism in Eukaryota, Fungi, Ascomycota, Eurotiomycetes, Eurotiales, Trichocomaceae. Bases 1 to 1239 code for a protein of 412 amino acids. The transcript has a single exon.
AUGAUGUGUCCAAAAUCGCUUCAUGCUGCCUUCAUCCCCCAAGUCCUCUCCACGUCUCCAUCACCGCCAUCAUCUCUGAGUCAAGAUUCAGAUAUCUAUUCGUCAAUCCUGAGUCCUUUUCAGAGUCUCGUCUACCUGUUGCUCAUCAAAAUCAUCAUUUCAGCCAUCCUAACAGCCAUGACGCACCAGGUGCCUGGUGUACCACCCCUAUCUCCAACGCACUUUAUUCACUCCGUGACAGUCUCAAUUAUCAACCACAGGACCGAAGAGCAUGAUGCCCAAACAUACAGGGAUCUCUGCAACUCACGCAUCAACCUCUUAGAAAAGCAAUACCACAUCCUCAAAGACGCACUCCACAAAGCAAUGGGCGUCGCUGACAUGUGGUGGGGGGCUGACAAAGUAAACAACCUUGAACAACGAGCAAAACUCGGCACAACGCUCAUCGACGAGAUCAUCCAACCAUAUUUCGCAAAGACUCAAGCCCUCGUCGACAGACAUCAAGAUCGCUUUGACAUCGACGAGACAGUUCAUGCCUAUCUCGAGCUCUGCGGAGAAUCAUUGGUUAACUGCUUCACUCCCGUUCAGGGGAUGGAUUAUUAUCAAGCUUAUGCCGCAAAGGGUCUCGCCGUCCGCCUUGCAGAAGUAGACCAAAUCCGUACAAUCUUGGCAGAUUUUAGGAAGAAUUAUGGCCGAACGAUCCUUCUGGAGAAAGGGGUCCGCAAUUACGGCUAUGAGCGCUUUCUAAAGAAGCCUGAGGAGGACCCCAGGGUAAUAACCUGGUCACUGUUGUGGGCUGGAUUGACAAAAGCACAGGAUGUGAGGCUCUGGUCCAUCGUAGCCCGUGAAGACCUCCAGAUAUACAAACGUGACGCGUUUGAGAGCAUCAAGGAUGAACGCGUCGGUCUACUUGAAGACAAAAUCGAGGCGGCAAAGGAAUUUUGGCAUUUAAAGAUCAAGCUGGCAAAUGAAGAGGACCCCCAGCUCGAAGAUGACGACGACGAGAAAUGGGCGGAGCUCUUUGAAAGUUCUUUCGUCAGUCAAUUCGAGGGGAUUAUUGAGAAAACCAAGUUGCGACUCAUGAAGAAGUACAAUAUCUUUAAUUUCCGUUUCCUGGGCCCCCUGACUGACGGCGUCAGGUUUGAGGAGGAUCUGCGUUUGCAGGCUCUCCGGGGUCUGGAGAAGAAGGACUGGCCGGGUUUUAUGCAGUACAGAAUGCAGUUGCUGGAGGUUGAGAAGUAG